UCAGCUGACAACAAUUUGGGCUCUUUUCCCAAGAUGUUUUGCUGAGUCUGGCUAUGACACAUGGGAUGUUAAGUCCAACGGGUUUAAGAAGUAUAAGUAAACGUAAUGCAUUGUAGUUUACAAGUUGUUUAAGAAAAUAAAACAACUUCGGGUUUCCAACAAUAAACUGUCUGUGUAACAUAAUGAAUCAUGAAGAAGAGUCGAGGCCGCUACUGGCAGAGGAGAAUAGCGUGCAAACAAUAGAGGGUCGCUCAGAGCAGGACGCAUAUCUGGAAAAAGUAAAGAAUGGGAAGUUGUUCCUAGCCACAUUGGCAGCUGUUCUGGGACCCCUCAGCUUUGGAUUUGUACUCGGCUACAGUUCGCCUGCCAUACCAGAUCUGCAGCGAAACUCUGAUGAGAGGUUGAGGCUCACUGCUGAAGAGGCUUCCUGGUUUGGGUCUGUGGUCACGAUUGGAGCAGGUCUUGGAGGUCUGCUGGGAGGCUGGGUAGUGGAGAGGAUUGGCCGCAAACUGACUCUCAUGUUCUGCGCCAUGCCCUUCAUCUUUGGCUUCACCAUCAUGAUUGCUGCUCAGAAUCACUGGAUGCUGUAUGUAGGAAGAAUACUUACUGGUCUAGCCAGCGGCGUGACGUCUCUUGUUGUGCCUCUCUACAUCUCAGAAAUGGCUCAUGAACGUGUAAGAGGAGCAGUGGGCUCUUGUGUGCAGCUCAUGGUAGUGACAGGUAUCAUGGGAGCCUACAUAGCAGGUCUGUUCCAGGGCUGGCGCUGGCUGGCCAUCACCUGCGCCAUCCCUCCGACCGUGAUGCUCGUGUUCAUGUGCUUUAUGCCGGAGACACCGCGCUACCUCCUGACUCGGGGGAAGAGGAGGGAGGCAGAAGAGGCACUGCGCUUCCUCCGGGGGCCCCAUGCUCCUGUCGAGUGGGAGUGUGACAGGAUAGAGGAGGCCUCUCGAGAAGAGGAAGGACACUUCAGUUUAGCUGAUCUGAAAGACCCUGGCAUCUAUAAGCCUUUAGGAGUGGGUGUCAUGAUGAUGCUCUUGCAGCAGUUUACUGGCAUCAAUGCCAUCAUGUUCUACGCAGAGACUAUAUUUGAACAAGCACACUUCAAGAAUAGCGAUAUUGCCACAGUGGUGGUGGCUGCCACUCAGGUGGUCUUCACAGCAGUUGCAGCUUUAAUCAUGGAUCGAGCUGGAAGGAAAGUCCUCCUCAUCUUGUCAGGUGUUGCCAUGUGUGUGAGUGAAGUUGUUUUUGGUAUUUAUUUUAAAUUGUCUACAAUGGAGCACGGUAACUCCUCAUUGCUCAAAGCCCUCAGUGGAACCCAUGGCACUGUGAGUGAAACACCACCGAAUGACCUGACAUGGCUUGCGCUUGCCAGCAUGGGUGUUUUUAUAACUGGCUUUGCACUGGGUUGGGGCCCCACACCUUGGCUGGUCAUGUCUGAGAUCUUCCCAAUGAGGGCACGAGGGUUUGGCAGUGCCGUCUGUGUGCUCACCAACUGGACCUGUGCUUUCAUAGUCACCAAGACCUUCCAGAACCUCAUGGAUCUCAUAACCAGUGCGGGAACCUUCUGGAUGUUCUCAGGCCUCUGUGCGCUCAAUGUCAUCUUCACGAUCUUCUUCGUCCCAGAGACUAAAGGCAAAACGCUGGAGGAGAUUCAGGCCCAUUUUAAAAGAACUCUCUAUCGCUAAGAUGAAUGUUCUUGUCUCACAGUCAACACCAAAGUUGGAAAGUUACUGAAUACAUAGUAUUCACCAAAAUUUGAACAUCUUGUGAUUAGUUGCUAUUUACACAAAAAUUAGUAUGACUAACUCUUACAAAAGAGGAAUGCACUAUGCUGAAAUAAAAUAUUUCUAAAGAAGUUGAUUAGUUAAGAAAAAUGUUUUUUGUAAUAGUCUUUACUAAAGUAUAGUAACAGAAUUGUAUACUGUGAAGCUAACUCUGUCAGGGAUAGUUUAGCAAAUAAGAGUUUCUUACAGUGUUAACUUCUAACUCUUUACGAUGCCAAAUUUGUGACUGUUUACAAAAACUUUGUGUUUGUGCCAUAUGUUUGUCAGUGCUUCACAUUACUGAAAUUCAGUUAAAAGUACUUGAUUAAUCCACUUUUGUACAAAGACAUUGUCACACUCGAUAACAAUGCAAAAUUACAGAUUCACUAAGCUAAACUUCUGAUGUUCACUCAUGCAAAUGUUGGUGAGAAAGCACCAAACUAACACACUGAAGAAUAAUGAACAUAAAUUUCAAUUUACAUUUGGAAUUUGUAAUGAUCACAGGGUGAAUAAAUUAAUGCUCCUUUUUUUUUUGAGAGAGAGAGUGUUGUUGCGACAGAGAACCCCACCCCUCUUUAAUAAAUUGUGCUACAAAUCUUAUUGUAUAUAAUCUUUCUGUUUAAUGAAAACAGGAGAGGUUUAGUUAAACAUGUGGUCUUCUUUUAAAGCCUAUAGAUAGAUGCAAUGUGUUCCUUUAAAUAUUUUACAUGGAUGUCGGAUUAACAUAGAUGAUACUGCUACUGGAAAUUUUGGUACCCAACUGGUUCUUUCCAGGUAUGUAAUAUCAUUGUCAAAACACAUGUAAGAUGAAAAUAUUGGGGCAAUGUCAGCUUUGUGAACACUUUAUCAAACAGGCUAUUGUGUAAAUCAUGGCCUCAGAAUUUGCUGCACUUGUAAUCAUUGCACUGCAAAUCUGUCUCCAGUUGUUAAAACUGUUGUGUGUGUAACUGAUUUGAAAGACUUUAGAUGGGCUCUUAUGCUGGCAUACCAUACUUUAUGGUCAUGGUACGUCAUCUAAAAUAAUUUGUAUGGGGGUGUUUUGUUAAUUUGUUAUUCAUUCUAGCCUUGGAAAGUACAAUACCAGACUGUUGAUGACUUUAAACAUAUUUAACGGUAUUAGCUGGCAUGAGGAAAGCAUGCUGCAGCUUGAAGUUUUCCAGGAGUGUCUCCUGAAUUUUAGCCAGAGGAAAAUGGGUCAUUUAAAGACUGUGGAAUCUAAAAUAAAAA
Messenger RNA from Electrophorus electricus (electric eel), 2990 nucleotides. RefSeq names its product solute carrier family 2 member 8 (gene slc2a8). Gene Ontology annotation, biological process: D-glucose transmembrane transport. The record is from RefSeq and is a predicted model, not a curated record. NCBI's taxonomy places the organism in Eukaryota, Metazoa, Chordata, Actinopteri, Gymnotiformes, Gymnotidae. Gene Ontology annotation, molecular function: D-glucose transmembrane transporter activity. Gene Ontology annotation, cellular component: membrane.